AUGCGGGCGCCGUCCGCGCCGCAGCGCCCCCCGGGGGCGCUGCACCCUCAGCAGCAACAGCAGCAGCAGCAGCAGCAACAGCAGCAGCAGCAGCAGCAGCAACAGCAGCAGGCGCACGAGCAGCAGCAGCAGCAGCAGCCAGCAGCAGCAGCAGCAGCCAGCAGCAGCAGCAGCAGCAGCAGCAGCAAAGUGAAAGUCACGGGAAGCAACGCCGCGGCUGCAGGCUUGGGGGGGCCUUCCACCCCUGGCAGCCCUCUGCUGCUUAGCUGUGUGGAAGCAGCAAAUAGUGCAUUUGCUGCAGCAGCUGCUGCUGCUGUGGCAGGUGGUGCUGCUGCUCAAACAGUGUGCGUUGCUGCUGCUGCUGCUGCAGUUCACCCGGCAGUCGCCGCGGCUGCGAGCCAUUUUGCUGCUGCUAAUAUGGGUCCUGCUACAGUGCUAUCGCUGCACCAGCUGCAGCAGCAGCAGCAGCAGCAGCAGCAGCAGCAGCAGCAAGACUACUUCUGCUACGCUGAUGUUGAGAGGGCUGUUCUGCAGCCCGAAAGUCUUUAUGACUAG
This is a messenger RNA of Eimeria necatrix, 555 nucleotides long. RefSeq lists its product as hypothetical. NCBI's taxonomy places the organism in Eukaryota, Apicomplexa, Conoidasida, Eucoccidiorida, Eimeriidae. Bases 1 to 555 code for a protein of 184 amino acids. The record is from RefSeq and is a predicted model, not a curated record. The transcript has 3 exons.